Gekko japonicus is the source of this 1221-nucleotide messenger RNA. RefSeq names its product mitochondrial ribosomal protein L23 (gene MRPL23). Lineage: Eukaryota; Metazoa; Chordata; Lepidosauria; Squamata; Gekkonidae. Gene Ontology annotation, molecular function: structural constituent of ribosome. Gene Ontology annotation, biological process: mitochondrial translation. The transcript has 5 exons. The record is from RefSeq and is a predicted model, not a curated record. Bases 211 to 678 code for a protein of 155 amino acids. Gene Ontology annotation, cellular component: ribosome; mitochondrial large ribosomal subunit.
AUACGCCAGGGCAUAAAACGGAAGCGCCGUCUUCUCUCUCUCGCGUUCGCCGCCCCGCACGUUCGGUCGGGAACCUGAAGUGUCGCUCUGGGGUUCCACCGCGGCGGGUUUCCCCCAGUGCGUCGCUGUAGAGAAGAAGCGACUCUUCGGAAGGGGCGUCGGGUUUUCCUUCGCGGCCGCGGGGACGUGCGACGGAGCGAGAGCGGGGUCAUGGCUGGGCCUGGGCGGCUGGUUUAUCCCCUGUACCAGUUUGGUAAUCCUCAAAUAAGGAUUUUCCGGACCAAUUACUUCUUGACGAUGGUGAGGCCUGGUGUUCGUUUGCCAGAAGACACAGUACAGUUCCGCAUCCCCAUGGUAAUGACUCGACUGGAAUUAAAAGAUUACCUUGAAAACAUCUACAAAGUGCCUGUGGCUGCCAUAAGAACCAGGAUACAGCACGGUUCCCGGAAGCAGAGGGACCACAGAAACAGACCUAUUAAGAAGCCAGAUUACAAGGUUGCAUAUGUACAGCUGGGUGCAGGACAAACUUUCCAGUUUCCAGACUUGUUUCCGGAGAGACCAGAAGCCAUUGAGCCUGGUUCUCUUGAGGACAUCCAGAGGAAAUUCAUGAAGGAUGAGGCACAGAGGCAGCAAGAUGACCCCAAGCGAUCAGGAGUCCCUAGGUGGUUUGGACUUUGAUGAACUCAACCUGCUGUCUUCCCUUUAAGUAGCCUGGCAGAACUGCAGCCAGCAUUGGUCUUCAUUUUUUGGUGUGGAUUUUUUUUAGACCAUUUGUAAAUAUCUUGCUGGUACCAUUUUAAUGCAAGAGAUUUAUUAAAAGAAGAGAAGGGGAAAGAAUUUUCUGGCUUGUUAUAUUCGAGUAUCGAAAGAUGUAUCACCUGAGCCAGUUGCCUCGUUAUGCUGUAAAUAGCUUAUUGAAAUGAUAUCCAUUGGAGCAUCUGGAAGUAGUAUCUAUAGGGGGCGGAGCUAACCAACACCAGUAAUGAUGCAAGGGACCUAUCUAUAAGAGUCACCGUGUCCUAUUGAAGCUAGCAGGCAGGCUAAUAGUUUGGGCAUUUCCUACUUUUGGAAUUACACUUUCCCCCGUACAUCAUAGAAUGGAGAUAUGUUCUGAGGAGGAUGCUUCACAAAAUGCAUUCUGCCUCCCUGAAGGAGGAGUUCUACAGUUUCAAAACAUGCAUUAUCCAAUCAAACGAGAGCCAAUAAAUGUGAUUACUUUGC